Molecule: messenger RNA, 1404 nt
Organism: Cyprinus carpio (common carp)
Lineage: Eukaryota; Metazoa; Chordata; Actinopteri; Cypriniformes; Cyprinidae
Product: GTPase IMAP family member 7-like
Exons: 4
Coding region: 310-1389 (359 amino acids)
Molecular function (GO): GTP binding
Source: RefSeq, a predicted model, not a curated record
UCCGGUUUAGCGUCUAAUCUAACGUGUGCGCGCUCCCGCGCGAACAUUUGCUGAACAACGACCCCUGGUCACAGUUUUCGCUAGGUCACAGAUUUCCAAGAGCAGAUUUCGACACAACACCGGACUUCCUCGCAACGAUCCAGACGGAGAAGCUCUUUGAAAGCGCCUGACCCGCCUCAAUUUCCCCGUAAACAACACAGGUAUUUCUGUGGUAUUUCAGGUACGCCUCCCUUGUAUAUACACAUUCCUUCUCGACUAGGUAUUCAAAGAUGUGUACCUGACUGACCUCCGGUAAAUCAGACAGUAGUUAUGGAGGACACUGAAAAUUCUCCUGCAAAACCAGCAGUGACCGCAAACUCUUGGGUCUCAUCUUCCUUCAUUAUAGUGUGUGGUAUAAUUGGUGUCAUUGCCGCGAUAACGGUGCAGAUGUUUAGGCAACAAAAUCAUCAAAAUGGUGCUUCAGGACAUGAUUUUAGUGAUAUAGUGCAUCAUCCAGCCGAGCCGCUCCGGAUUCUUUUGGUUGGAAAAACAGGGGUGGGGAAGAGUGCAACAGGCAACACUAUCCUUGGACAGAAGGUUUUUAAAUCAGAGAUAUCAUCCUCCUCUGUGACUGGACAAUGUGAAAAGUUUCAUGCAAUAAUAAAUGGCAGAAAAGUAUCUGUCAUUGACUCUCCAGGUCUGUUUGACACCAGCCUAACUGUAGAUGAAGUCAUUGAUAGAGUUAAACUCUGUAUCCCACUCUCUGCUCCUGGUCCACAUGUCUUCUUAGUUGUGAUACAGCUGGGUAGAUUCACAGAUGAAGAAGCAGAAGCAGUAAGAAUUAUCCAAACAAUUUUUGGUGAGGAGUCUUCCAUAUACACCAUGGUACUGUUCACUCAUGGAGAUCGACUAGAGGGCAAAAACAUUCACACAUUUGUGCGGGACAACUCAAAACUGCUCAAUUUCAUCAAAACAUGCAGUGGACGAUACCAUGUGUUCAACAAUAAAGAACAAAAUCCCGAACAGGUCAUUCAGUUGCUUGACCAGAUUGAUAAAAUGGUCACUGGGAAUGGUGGGCAAUACUACACCAGUGAGAUGCUUGAAAUGGUAGAAAGAGAAAUUGAGAAAAAGAAACGGCGCAUCCUGAAGGAGAGAGAGGAGCAGAGAAAGAAGGCGAUAGAAGAUAUUAGAGGCAGAUUUAAAGGAGAACAUUUUGAACGAGCAAAGAAAAAGCUGGAUGAUGAUCAGGAGCAGAAAGCAAGAGAGGAAGCUGAGAGAGACCCUUCCUUUUUUGAAAAACUGAUCAAUCUGUUAAAGGACCUAAUCUAUGGAUUCUUUCGUAAAGCCCGUUUCCCAUCACAAGACAUGUUAUUUAACAUUCUUAAAUCUACAAAAACUGGUCAAUUCUAAUCAAAAAAAAUCAUC